AUGAAGCGUUUCUUUUCAGGAAACAAAUCAAAUGAAUCUGAUUCUGAUUUAUACACGACAUCCCCAACUGAAUAUCGUGGAAUCUCCAAUGGUAAUCGAGAAAGCCCACCAUCCCUUAGGGAAGAGGAAUCAUUAUCAAGUGAAUUGGUUCCUAUCGUCACUUUGUUAACUGCACAUACUCAUAGACGUUACCAUGAAGGUAUACUGCUGAUCCUACAUGAUUUGAAGAAUGAUGGAUCACCAGCAGUAAGGAAAUGGAAAGAAGUUUAUGGUGUGCUUAUAGGUACCCAAGUAGCAUUUUGGGAUACUAAAGAACUUGUUGAUACAAACGAGAUCGAUUUUAGAAAAUUUGCAUCUAAACCAACAUACCUGAAUUUAAACGAUGCUAUAUUAAAGCCUAUUGAUGCAGUUGAAGGUGUCUCUACGGCAAGUAAUAAGAAAUUAGAGAAUGCAAUUGUUAUUUCAACAACGUUGAAGAAUAGAUAUUUUUUACAAUUUAAUGAUAAAGAAUCAUUUUUCAAAUGGAACGCUGCUAUUCAUUUAAGUAUAUAUGAAAAUGUAGCAUUACAAGAAGGUUAUACAGGUGCUUUCUUAUCAAGUAGAGGUGCAAGAUUAAGUGAUAUUAAAGUUAUAUUGGGAUCUACAAAAUAUGAUUAUGAAGAUUGGGUUAGUGUUCGUUUUGGAACAGGUAUGCCAUGGAGACGAUGCUAUGCAGUUAUCACACAACUAAGUACAAAGAAAUCACCAUAUGGUCAAAUUAAAUUCUAUGAAAAUGAAAAGAAAACUAAGAAAGCAGAUACUAUGGCGGUUAUUACUAGCGCAAGUGAAGUAUAUGCUGUAUAUCCAUCAUCUGCUAAAUUAAUUGAUACUUCAACAAUUAUUAAAGUUGAAGGGACAAUAAGUUUUGAAAAAAUUGAUAACCCUACAUCGACUAACAUUUUUAUAAUGCCAGAGAAACAUAUGGCUGUUCAAGGUUAUGAUACAAUUAUUCGUUUCUUAAUCCCUGCUAUGAAUGCUUUUAAACUUUAUGGUAGACCCAAGAGAUUAAUUGCUAAUAAAGAAGAUCCAGAGUCAUUAUUAUUUGGUUUACCUACAUUACCUCACAUUUAUUAUUUACUAGUAGAUGAUAUUAUGAAACUUGCCACAUCUACAGAGAGUCUUCAUUGGACCAAUGCUAAUUGGAAAGAAAGAAUAAAUGAAAUUAUGUUAAUGAAGAAUAGAAGUGGUUAUACUGGGUGUGGUAGUAGUAAAGACUUGAAAAAUUCAUUGAAUUCUUCAUUCUUAGAGUCUGGUGAAUUAUUUGAUGCUGCUGGGACAAUUUUAUCUCCAAAACUUAAUGCUAAAUCAACAUCAGGUUCACCAAAAUCCGAUACUUUGGUAAAAUCAUCAUCAUCAUCGGUAUCGUCGCCAGCUAAUAGAGCUAAACAUGGAAUCUCAUUGGAAUCUCCAGAAAGAAAAUAUAUGAAAUCUCCAGAAAGACAAUAUAUGAAGUCUCCAGAAAGAAUCAAUUCUCAAGCUGAAUCUAUUAUUGUUCAGAAACGGAUGGAUAAAUACAACAGGAGUAAUGAUUCCCUUAAUAGAACUCAUUCACCUACUCGAUUUAAUAACGUUGAAACAAACCGAAACAUCAAUGCAAUUAACUCUGAUCGGGAUAAUACCAACUUAAGAGAUUAUAAUGACCAAGGAAAUAUAAAUAAUGGUGGUCGUAAUAAUAUUUCAUCUGUGAAACAAAAAGGUCAUAUCCCAGAACAAAGUACAGAAAGUAUUUCAUCGAUAUUCAAUAUGUAUGAUACGAAUGAUGCAGAUGAAAGUUCUAUACCGUCAAAAUCCGUGAGUUCAAAUAAUAGUCAAAGCGAUAUAUAUAAUUCAUUUGUACAUAUGGGUGGACCUAAAACCAAACCGGAUAAUCUCAGGGUCUCUUCAGAGAUUGAAAAACUAGGAGCAGGUAUUAAGAAUAUUUCCAUGCAAAGACCACACCAGGAUACUAACACGAAUAAGUCUGCACAUCAUCAUUCUCCAAUAAGGAAACAACCAUACCCCCCUGCGAUAGCUGAUGAUCCGGAUCCAUUUGAUCCAUCAUUUAUGGAACAGAAUAGAAUGGUUGAAUAUGAUAAUGAAUUAAACUCUAGAAGUGUUGCAAGUAGUAUUCAUGAAAAGACUCUUCAAAAUAACUCAUGGAGAAGUUCCCCUUCAAAGAGUAAUACUAGUUCUACAUCAAAUUUAUCUGAUCGUGAUAGUAAGAAUGAAGUUUAUCAUUCCGCAAUAGAUGUGAAUGAUUCCAAGAAGAAUGACACAAUGACUAGUAAACCUAAAUAUAAUCCUUUUGCAAAAGAGAAUAAUCCAAGUAAAAAUGAUAAAGUUAAGAAACAAGAAAGGCAUCAACAAGAGGAUAAUACUAGACCUAUUCAGACAUCUCCAGACAGGACUACAUUAAACAGAAAUAGUAAUUUUCAAGCCAAUGAUAGUAACCGUCAAAGUGUUAUUAGCAAUGGUAGACUUCAAAGAAGAAAACCACCAGUUGCAGAUGAGUUGUUACAGCCGAUACAGAAUAUAAAUGAUGGUUCAAGACAACAUUCCAAUACAAGUUCGAAUUAUUCAAAUAAUAGUAUGAAUACAAAUAAUGAUAAAGGAAAUACUAAUGGGAAUAACAGUACAUCGUAUAUUACAAGUGAUAAAAGUAGAUCAACACAACAAUACUCAAGUACUUCACAACAAAAUAUGAAUAACCAGCAUUACAAUCAGUAUUAUUCACAACAAGGGCAACAACAACAACAAAUGCCAACUAAUUUGAAUCAUCAGAGUAAUGGUAAUAACAAUAACAAAAAUAUUCGAGGCCAAUCUCAGCCACAAGGUUAUUAUCCACAACAACCACAACCACAACCACAACCACAGAGUUAUUAUUCUCAGUCACAACCACAACAGUAUAUGCAUCCACAACAACAGCAGAUGUAUAUGCAACAACACAAUUUUUUUAAUCAAGGAUAUGGUCAGCGCAAUCAAAACUUCAACAAUCAAGGCUACCCACAGAACCAAAAUUAUCCACCAUCUCAAGGUAAUAUGAACCAAGGAUAUCCAAACUAUGGUUACGCUAAUCAAGGAUAUGCAAAUCAGAAAUAUCCUAGAAACAAUUAUCCAAGAUAG
This is a messenger RNA of Maudiozyma saulgeensis, 3141 nucleotides long. The record is from the annotation of a GenBank genome assembly. Lineage: Eukaryota; Fungi; Ascomycota; Saccharomycetes; Saccharomycetales; Saccharomycetaceae.